AUGCCUACAGUGGCCUUCCACCCGUCCACCAACCCCCCAGCCGAACCAACCCACAUCCACAUCAUCCCCGACACGGAAAUCUACCUCCGACACAGCAAGACCUGGAUCCCAGUCCAGAUCUUCGACCUAAUCACCCAGCACCUCUUCCAUGUCCAGCCUACCCCCACACCCCCAUACGAAGACCUCAUUCACACCCUCUCCUUCAUAACAUCCUACCCCAUAACCGGCCCGCUAAUAUCCGAAAUCCAAACCCUCCUUGACCACCACUACCACCACAUCUACAACUCAAGCUCAAGCUCAAGUUCAAGCUCCACCUCCUCUGAAGACGACAAAAACGAAAAACAAGAAGACGACACCGACCUCUGGCGCCCCUUCGACAACAUGCACGCCCAAUGGAUAACGCUGCAACGCCAACAUAUCGUUCUUUUGGAGCGUGAUCCUGAUUCAGAGAAGUCAGGAUACACUGCCAACUCUUAUCUCACUGUUCUCUGUAAGCAAAUCCCUCGAACGUAUGAACCUGGUCGGAUUUUCAUGCAAGAUAAUGGGGAUGAGGAUGAGGAUGAGGAUGAGGAUGAGGAGGGAAAACGGGGGUUGGAGGGGCGUCGUCGUCCUCUUCAGGCUGCUACGCUGAGGCCGGUGGCGAGGAAGAAGCGGAAGUUGAGGUAG
Endocarpon pusillum Z07020 is the source of this 666-nucleotide messenger RNA. RefSeq lists its product as uncharacterized. The coding region runs from base 1 to 666 and encodes 221 amino acids. Lineage: Eukaryota; Fungi; Ascomycota; Eurotiomycetes; Verrucariales; Verrucariaceae. The record is from RefSeq and is a predicted model, not a curated record. The transcript is spliced from 2 exons.